AUGGAUUAUACAGUUUCGCUCCAAGUGCAACAUCAACUGGCAGUGUUCCCGACGCACUUCUAUCAGGGCUACAGCGUGGAGUUACAGAUGAAGUCAACAGAAGUGGACCAAGGGCUUUUCACAGACAGCUACUGCAAAGUGUGCAGCGCUCAGCUCAUCUCCGAGUCCCAGAGGGUCGCUCAUUAUGAGAGUCGGAAACACGCCAACAAAGUGCGGCUGUAUUACAUGCUACAUCCUGUGGAUGGAGGCUGCCCUGCCAAGAAGCUCAGAACAGACAAUGGCAGCGAUGAAGGCGACGUGGACAAAAACAAAUGCUGCACGCUGUGUAACAUGUCCUUCACCUCAGCAGUGGUCGCACAGUCACACUACCAGGGUAAAAUCCAUGCCAAGAGGCUAAAACUGCUACUGGGGGAGCAGCCUGCCAUCACAACCAAAGAGGCCUCCCCCAGUCCUGUAAAGAGCUCCCCAGAAACGUCUCCCAUGACCUCCCCUCGACAGCGCCGUGACUCAGACCGCUACUGCCAGCUAUGCAACGCCUGGUUCAACAACCCCGGCAUGGCUCAGCAACAUUAUGAUGGCAAAAAGCACAAGAAGAACGCCGCCAGAGCAGACCUGCUAGAGCAGCUGGGCAAGACCCUGGACAUGGGCGAGAUGAAAGGUCUGAAACGAAGCUAUUCCUGUGAAGUCUGCAGCGUCACACUGAACUCGGUGGCACAGUACCAUGCACAUCUGCAGGGCUCAAAGCACCAAAACAAGUACAACUGGCUUGGGCAACAGGAGGCCUCCUGGACAUCUAAAUGGAAGGAUACCCUGGGGGCAGGCAGACCACACUCGAAGGCCUUCGGAACCCUUCAAGAUCCUCCAGGAGGGUCUAUGGUGUGGCUGUGCGCGGAAUGUAAGGGCUACUCUGCUGCUUCUGCAACCAAGACCUGA
This is a messenger RNA of Scomber scombrus (Atlantic mackerel), 933 nucleotides long. RefSeq names its product zinc finger, matrin-type 4a (gene zmat4a). The transcript is spliced from 7 exons. Gene Ontology annotation, molecular function: nucleic acid binding; zinc ion binding. The record is from RefSeq and is a predicted model, not a curated record. NCBI's taxonomy places the organism in Eukaryota, Metazoa, Chordata, Actinopteri, Scombriformes, Scombridae. The coding region runs from base 1 to 933 and encodes 310 amino acids. Gene Ontology annotation, cellular component: nucleus.